This is a messenger RNA of Phoenix dactylifera (date palm), 936 nucleotides long. RefSeq names its product ACT domain-containing protein ACR12-like. NCBI's taxonomy places the organism in Eukaryota, Viridiplantae, Streptophyta, Magnoliopsida, Arecales, Arecaceae. The record is from RefSeq and is a predicted model, not a curated record.
GCGUGUGUUAGUGAUCAUGGUAGUGUUUUUUGCGUUACAUCUUGUUCUAUUCUAUUGCUCUGUCUUUCUAACAAGGUAAAAGAAUCGAGAACAAGAAAAUCAGAUUUACUUAAUCGGAAAUGGUUCCUCUAGUAAUCUUAUGUAAUGUGCUAUGUUGUAGAAAUGGUUCUCGGAAUUCUUACAAUCCUGUUCAUGUGGUGAAAUUUUCUUUCAAGGUAUGUCCUCAUCCUUGAUUCUGCUGUUAAGUUUAUGAACAGCAGUGUUAAGCCAGUGGAAGGUUGAGUUGCUGCACUGGGUUUUAAUCAUGCAAUGGAUGGACUAGUUAUGAUAAUGCCAAUAAAGAAUCAGUUGUGGAGAACUAAAUAUAAUUUGGCACUUCGGCCUAUAUGAUUUCAUUGCAAAUUAGUUUUCAAGAUUCUGUUUAAAGAGUUUUGAUAGAAACAGCUUGCUUGUAAUUUUCUUAGCCUCAUUAUGGAUGGUGGUACAAAUGUAUGUAUUGCUGCUUUGACAGUUUCUUUGCAGGCCUGGGAACUUGGCAUGGAUUCCGAUGUCCUGUUGUUUCUGAUGGAUCAAGAGUCAUGUCCUGAAGAAACAAUUGUGCAACUUAACUUUGGGGACCACUUGUGGACGCUAGUUGAACUGUUGGAGGCUCUAGGAAGACUUGGCUGGGAUGUGCUUAAGGGAACUGUGACAACCGAGGAGGCUUCUAGUUUGCAAACAAAAGUUUUAAUUACACAACCGAAUCACUUUAAUCAACAACUUCAAGGGCAUAAAGUUGAGGAUUAUGAUGUGUUAGAAGAAGCUGGGUUGGUCAUUUACAACUGCCUUCUCAAGGAUCAUCCAGAGUUUAUUCAUAUCACGGAGAAGUUGGAUUUAGGUGAAAAUUUUUCAGUAAGAUAUUCCAAGCUCUGCAGGCCAGCAGAAGUCCACUUCUGA